CGGCCUUUAAUUCGGUUAUUUGAAACAAACUGUUUAAAAGAGUCGACUCGAAAAACGAGUCGGACUUCCUAUCACCAUUAUAUUCUAAGGAAGGCGGAAUGGCGCAUACAGCAGCGAAUGGAGAGUAAACUUUAAACUGUCAGAAAUGGAUUGUCAGGAAAAGCUGGAAGUGCCCGUGUACACAGAUGUGGACAGAGAGACUUUCUUGAGGGAUAUAUAUCCACUGCGUAGACCAGCGGUUCUGAAGCGCGUGCCCCUGGGGCCCUGUGUGCGCGCGUGGACGGUGAGUUAUCUCGCGCAGAAGGGGGGAGACCGCGAGGUCAAAGUGCAUGUGUCCCCAGAGCCCAGGAUGGACUUUCUGCACAAGAACUUUGUGUACAGGACUCUGCCAUUUGACAAGUUCAUUCAGAGAGCCGCAGAGGCAAAGCACUCAGAUUUCUUCGUUAGUGAGGUUAGUUACCUUAAAAAGUACAUUUUAAAGUAUUUUUUGAUUCUUCAUUUUUUGAUCCUUUUGAUUAUAACAUUAUAUUUGACAAAUGGUUUGUGCCAUUUAUGCACAUAUAUUAUCAUUGAUUCCUUCCCCUUUAAGGAACCAGCUGAUUUAAGGAAGCAGUUCCCUGAGCUGGCAGAGGAUUUCCAUAUACCCCAGUUCUUUGAGCCAGAGCAGUUUUUCUCCAGUGUCUUUCGCAUCAGUUCCCCUGGUCUGCAGCUGUGGACACACUACGAUGUAAUGGACAACCUUCUGGCUCAAGUUACAGGAAGAAAGCGUGUGGUUCUGUACAGCCCCAAAGAUGCCCUUUAUCUCUACCUCACAGGGGACAAGUCUGAAGUUUUGGACAUUGACACAACUGAUCUGCAGCUUUAUCCUGAGUUUGUGAAAGCAAGUCGCUAUGAGUGUAUUCUGGAACCAGGAGACCUGCUUGAUCUGUUCCUGGUAUUCUAUUCUUAA
Molecule: messenger RNA, 949 nt
Organism: Cyprinus carpio (common carp)
Lineage: Eukaryota; Metazoa; Chordata; Actinopteri; Cypriniformes; Cyprinidae
Product: tRNA wybutosine-synthesizing protein 5-like
Exons: 6
Coding region: 146-949 (267 amino acids)
Source: RefSeq, a predicted model, not a curated record